Messenger RNA from Rotaria socialis, 780 nucleotides. NCBI's taxonomy places the organism in Eukaryota, Metazoa, Rotifera, Eurotatoria, Philodinida, Philodinidae. The record is from the annotation of a GenBank genome assembly.
AUGGCUUCUCAUGACACAGUAGAGCCUAUGGAUUAUGAAAAUGCAGUCGAUACUACAAGAAGCGAAGCAAAAGUUGAUGUCUCAACUCAAACAGAAAGGACAGAUUCACGAGAUGUAAGUAGCGAUUAUACUUUAAUAGCUAAGAAUCUGUUUAGUGUUCCAAUAACAAUACCACCAUAUUCUAACAAGUACUACUGCAUAUGCAAUGCCAAAUUUUCUACUCAAAGAGUGAUUGCAUUAUCUGACGAUGUAAGAAUGAACACAUUCAAGUUCUAUUUGAUUUAUUUGCGUUACAAUUCGCAUUGUUGUCGAAGCCAUUUAGAAAGUCAUUAUUUGAAAUCGUCUGCUAUUGAUGCAUUAAAUCGGGAUUAUCCUGAAACGAGUUCAGUGACCGAUGAACUGUUGUCCACGAUGAUUAAAGAAAUUCAAAUAGAAUUGAAGAGAACUUCACAAAGUUUGGUAAGAUUUAUACCUCCGCUAAGCUUCGAUGAUCCAUUCAAAUACUCGAAUGAAGAUUACAAAAUACUCAUCGGUAUAGAGCAAGAUCAAUUUCGUGAUUUAUGCACACAAGUUACUAUGCACAAUACCAAUAAUCGUUCGAUUGAAAUGGCUAUUGGCUGUUUGUUAACAAAACUACGUUUGGGAGUAAGCAAUAAAGUUUUGAAAACCCUUUUCUCUUUUUCUUCUGGCCGCUUAGUAGCACAAAUCAAUGAUAGAGCUCAUAAAGCAUUAUUGAAGUUCUUUGUACCACAACAUCUUGGAUUUCAGCAUAAAUCUUGA